Molecule: messenger RNA, 1440 nt
Organism: Rhizophagus irregularis DAOM 181602=DAOM 197198
Lineage: Eukaryota; Fungi; Glomeromycota; Glomeromycetes; Glomerales; Glomeraceae
Biological process (GO): proton transmembrane transport
Cellular component (GO): vacuolar proton-transporting V-type ATPase, V1 domain
Molecular function (GO): proton-transporting ATPase activity, rotational mechanism
Source: RefSeq, a predicted model, not a curated record
ACUAAAUCUAGCAUUAGCUUUUCGUAUAUAAAUCAGAUCUAUUAGAUCUUCUAGAUGUUGAUUUUGAACAUUAGUACGAAAAAGUGUUACGUUGAUUUUUUCUUAAUAACCCUAAUAACAUCACUAGAAAAGACACUGCCCAAAACAAUAAAUUAGUUUUUCAACAAUGUCUUCUAAACACAGACAUGACACUUACUGGUUCAUUUCUGUUCCUGCCGAAGGAAAUAAAUCAGUUGUGUUUGAAAAUUUAAAGUCAAAAUUAUCUGCUCCAGGGCCCGAUUAUGCUGAAGUAUACCAAUUCAUAAUUCCAGAAUUUAAGAUUGGAACACUUGAUGCACUCGUUGUUAUUUCAGACGAACUUAUAAAAUAUGAUCAAUCCUUUGAAUCGACAGCUUUCAAGAUUGUUGAUAUUUUACGCACCCUUUUACAAGGCGAUUUAGACCAAGUUGCAGCUAAUUUGAUCGUUAACGAUAAAUCGGUCGAACAAUUUUUGAAGACCUUUCAAUGGGACACAAUGAAAUUUCGAGCUGAAAAAUCUCUUCAAGAAAUAGCCCAAAUCCUCAACAAGGAAGUGGCAUCAAUUGACAACAUUAUGAAGAAUAAAUCGGGACAUUAUAAUCAGAUUAAAGGCAAUCUCCAAGCUUUAGAACGAAAGCAAACUGGAAAUUUAGCGGUACGUAAUGUGGCAGAAUUUGCUAAAAAAGAAUAUUUCAUUCUGGAUUCAGAAUAUUUAGAAACCUUGGUUGUAGCAGUUCCCAAGAAUCGUUACAAAGAUUGGAAUUCCAAAUAUGAAACUCUCGCGUCAAUGAUUGUGCCUCGUUCUUCUCAAAAAAUUGCGGAAGACAAUGAUUAUGGUUUAUUCACCGUAACUCUAUUUAAGAGAGUAAGCGAUGAGUUUGCGAAUAAAUGCCGAGAAGAAAAAUUCGUCGUAAGAGAUUUCAAAUAUGAUGAAAAUGAUAUGGAAAAUCAACGUAAAGAAUUUGAGGAAGUUGGAGCUGUAGAAAAAGAGUUAGCUGUUGAAUUAUUAAGACUGGCCACUGCAAAUUUUGGUGAAGUAUUUUCAUCAUGGAUCCAUCUCAAAGCAUUGAGAGUUUAUGUUGAAUCUGUUUUACGUUAUGGCUUACCGCCGGAUUUCAUGUCUGCUGUUAUAAGACCAAAAUUUAAGAUGGAUAAAAAAAUAAGGGAGAUAUUAAAUAACCUAUAUGGAAAACUUGAUGGUUUAGCAUAUGGCCGUGAUGAGAAUGAAAAUAUUGAAGAAUAUCAAAACUUUAUUGAUAAGGAUUAUUAUCCUUAUGUAUAUUUCCAUCUUGAAUUUGAUAUUUAUAAACGAUAGAUGAUUAAUUUAAGAAAAUAAUUUGGAAGUUUUACUUUUUAGGCUUUUUUUUUUAUGUUACAUUUUUAUUUAUUAUUAUUUAUCUAUUUACACUAUAUAUUGAUUCC